Molecule: messenger RNA, 2998 nt
Organism: Manduca sexta (tobacco hornworm)
Lineage: Eukaryota; Metazoa; Arthropoda; Insecta; Lepidoptera; Sphingidae
Exons: 16
Coding region: 230-2878 (882 amino acids)
Biological process (GO): protein peptidyl-prolyl isomerization
Molecular function (GO): peptidyl-prolyl cis-trans isomerase activity
Source: RefSeq, a predicted model, not a curated record
UUACCAAUUAAACGCAGUCGUCGUCUAGUUUAUUGGUCUCUGGUCGUCGUUUCGUAUGUAAGAAAUGUAGAUAAAAAGACUGUAAAAAGUAUACAUUAGUAAUAAAAUAGAACCUUUAAAAAUAUGCAUAAACCACAUAUAUUAUCCAUCAUGAAGACAUUUUAAAAAUAAAGCAAUUGAAACAAAUUUUAUUGUAAAUGUAAUGUUAGUCAAUCAAAUUUUUUAAGCCAUGCCUUUAUUGAAUAAUAGCGAAAAGUGUCUCGGAUAUAAAAAUGCGAAAGUUAUUUCACAUCAUCCUUGGGAAAGAAGAAUAAAAGAUGAAUACGCAAAUAAAAUUAAACACGCCCAUAAUUCCAUUAAUAAUCCCGUCUUUCCUAAGGAAAACAAAAAAGGGACUGAUAAAAAUAGAGCUCAAUUUACUGUUAUUGGAAACAGAGUAACGAAAGAAUUCAUAUAUUGCAUACAUUUACUUAAAGGACUACACAAGUACAGGAGCAAGAAUUUUGAAGCUCCUGUUAUACGAGGUGUAACAACUGUGGAAUGGCCGUACGUGUGGAAUGAUUUGAAACUUCGAUUUGGAGGUCUGGCUUAUUGUCUCAAGUCUCAGUGUGCAGUCCUCCUCAAUGACAAGUUGCUUGGAGGCGAAAAUGAACUUAAAAAUUUAAUAGAAACAAAAUAUAGUUACCACAUCUGCCCAGAUUAUUAUCAAGAGAGUAUAAAUCAGUUUGCGACUUUUAUUAGGUCAUCUGGUAGACCGUGUGCAUACAUGCAUUUUUCUAUAAAUGAUGAACAUAUUGGUACUAUGAUAUUUAUGCUUUACGCAGAUUUAUUGCCACUUACGAGUGAAAACUUUCUCCGGUUGUGUAAAAGCAAAAAAGGCGGGUAUGGAGGCACUCCGGUACAUAGGAUUGUUAAGGACUGUUGGAUUCAAUGCGGCGGAUAUGGUUUAAAAAGCACAGAUUUGGCGUGCGAGAAUUUUAUUGUACCGCACGACAGACGUGGAGUACUUUGCAUGGCUAAUGACGGCAGGCAUAUGGACUGCUCAACACAAUUUUUCAUUCUACUCCAACCGGCUCAAUGGAUGGCACACAAAUAUGUUGCGUUUGGUCAAUUAAUCGAAGGAGAAGGUACCCUACAGAAAAUUGAAAAUGUGCCUACUUGGUAUGAAUCUCCAACGUCAGAAAUAAUAAUACACAAAGCAGGCAUAUUAAAUAUGGAAUGUCAGGAUAUCGCAAUUAAUAAAGGAACAGUUGACUACAUAGAUGGACACAUUGAAGAUCUUGUAGUAUUAGCGAACUUCUUUUAUGAGAUAAUAUUGGAUAAAGUGUUUCAAGAAGUUGAGGCGAGGCGUUUAGCUGCAUUAGAAAUGCAAGCUGCUGCCACCGACGUAUCAGAAAACGAAGCCGCUGGUAUUCGCUCUACGCAAAGAUUUCUCCAAAAGAAAGAAGAUAUAGAAAAACAAUUACAGAAGAGUCAAGUGAACGAAACCCGGAUAGUAUCGCGGUCUUCUCCUACACGUGACAAUGAGAAUAAUGACUUUGACGUUGAAGUAUAUGACUACGAGCCAGAAGAAUAUUCUUACCAACACGUAUCUUUUGGAGCAACCGCCAGCCCCGUGUUGAAACCAAAGCUGCCUUAUUACUUACCUUUAACCGAUGUGCCGUAUCGAGAUGAAGUUGAUUCCACACCCGACUUGAGAAAGUUCUUAAGAGGCGACUAUUGUCUAGAAAGUGAUCUUAUCAAAGAUGCCUCUAAGAAGAUUGUGAAACAUUCUCCCUUUCCAUCGGAACUUUUCAAAUUGGAUGAUGAAGAAUCAGAUGUAUCUUCUCAGGAAUCUUUGGAAUCUUUUGAAGAAAGAGAAAUCAGAAGAUAUUUAAAGCUAAACGUGGACCGCGUGAGUUUUGCAGGUGACAUCGUACGAGGCAUCGCAAAAGGAGUUGGGAAGCUCAAUAUAUUUGACGAGUCCAGAAAGUCUGAAUUGAUAAGUGAUAACGAACUAAGGAAAUUCCGCAUGGCAUCAGUAGAGUACCGAUCACGAGAUAAAAAAGUGUCAAUAACCGUCCCAGAUAUAGGUAAAACAGGACACAAAAAAAUAAAGCGCCGACAGACAGGCUUUGUAAGGCCGCAAGAUUUGGAAAGAGCUAUUAGGUCCACUACAAUGUUGGCCGAGGAAGAAGACUCUGCCACAGCCAUGACUAGGAAGGUGCGAAUAGCCCCUACGGCUGCAGGAACAUCAUCGCGCACGAUUCCUCCACGAAGACCCACCGGUUUCGUGCGAGCUCCCGAGGUCUACGAUUCCGACACUGAAGUAAAGAGACAAUCUGUUCUUACCAGAUUAUACGAUGAUUUGACACACGAAGAACCAUUAGUCGGACCUACAUUAAAAGAUUAUAAGCCUAUGUCCGAAACCCGCAAUAAGAAUAUGCUACUUCUAACUUUUUCACCAAAUUCGCGUAUAAAGAGUGACGAAAAUACGAGGGAGAGGUACCUUCGGCAUUCUGCCAACACAGAGGGAGAAUCUUACGAACAUGUUCUUAAUUUGCAACACGGUAAGAAAGUUGCACGGAAAAUAUCGUCAGAUUACGUAAACACGAUAGACCAAAUGGAGCAAAAACUCGAGAAUUCCAUACGAAGCAUCGAGUUUGCCAAAAUGCGACCUGCCAUCUCCGUCACAGAGUAUCAGAAAAAGAAUCAAAAACACUUGGAAGAAACGAGACGAACCUCCAAAUCUCAAGUGCAUACCGUUAUGAAGCCCAAGGCUAAUUUUGGAAAACAACAUUCUUCAGGAGGAUUACGAUUACCUGGGGACACGCCCCUGUAUUCCUCAGAAGUAAGAUAUGUACUUAUAUUUUUGUUUCGUCAUUCUAAUGAGAACUAAUAUAAAAAAAAAACUCUUAUUUACAGGAAGAUGAACAAGCCUCAUGAUUACUAUUUCUAAAACAUUUUAAUUAAUUUAGAUGUAUGUACUUUUAGUUUCGAAUAAAUGUUUCCUUUCAAA